AUGGUUAAAGUAUGGGUUCAAUGUGACAAAAACACUUCAGAAAAAAUCAAAAUAGGUCCUGAUUCAGAUAUUGAUGACUUAAAACAAAAGAUUUUUGGUAAAGCUGACAAAGGAAAAUACCAGGCUACAUACAAAGGCCAUGUAUUGAGACCAUCAGCAAAAGUUCCACAGGAUACAACUGAUGAGACAUCAAUUAUAUUUAGUAAAAUUGGUGAUGGGCCGACUCCAGAGUCUCAAGAAUUUGCUGCAUCUGGUGCAUGCAAGAAACUUAAUUGUGAGGGUAGUCCUUGUGCCAAGUGCAACAAGUGCCGUGAUUGGCACUUUGUGGGUAAUCAACAUCAAUGGAAUUGGGUCUGCAAUUGGAAAAAUUGGAACCGGGAUGAUAAGAAGCGUUGGUGUGAUGAUGACUGGAAGCUUUUGAUGAAACGUGAUGAUGCAACUUGUACUGCUGCUGAUCCUCUUGCUGAUGCUGUUGCUGUUGCUGAUCCUGAUGAUCGUUAUCUUGCUUAUCUUGAUGAUCUUCGUGCUGUUUAUCUUGCUGAGGAUGCUCGUGAUGAUGAUGAUGAUGAUCGUCAUGCUUAUCUUGCUUAUCUUAGUGAUGCUCGUGAUCGUCGUGAUGAUGAUUAUCUUGCUGAUCUUCGUGAUGAUCUUGAGGGUGUUGCUCACCUAUGUCUUUGUGAGAAACACUAA
This is a messenger RNA of Rotaria sp. Silwood2, 690 nucleotides long. The record is from the annotation of a GenBank genome assembly. Lineage: Eukaryota; Metazoa; Rotifera; Eurotatoria; Philodinida; Philodinidae.